Molecule: messenger RNA, 879 nt
Organism: Blepharisma stoltei
Lineage: Eukaryota; Ciliophora; Heterotrichea; Heterotrichida; Blepharismidae
Source: the annotation of a GenBank genome assembly
AUGGCAAAGCACGAUCACGACUCCCAUAUGUUUGAAGACAAGCCUAGCCAAAAGGUUUUUAUGUUUACCCUACUCAUGACUAUUUUCUGCUUUAUUUCAAUCUAUUUCGUAGUCCUUGAAGACCCAAGAUCCCAUCCAGAUCACUACCCGGAAUAUUACUAUGAGUUUUGGCUUGCAGUUUAUUUUCACGUAUGGUCCUUUACCAUGUACAAUUUACUCCUAACUGCAUUUAAAUCCCCAGGAAAAACUACAAAAAACCAAAUAAAUCCUAACGAAUUUUGCAAGAGAUGCAAUAUUGAUAGAAUUGAAAGGAGCCAUCAUUGCACAGCUUGUAAACAAUGCACUUUAAGAAUGGACCAUCACUGUAGAUGGACAAAUACAUGUGUAGGACUAAGGACACACAAGAAUUUCUUGUGGUAUAUAUUUUAUACAGGUUUUGGAGGAUCCACACAUGUAUUUUUGUGCAUUACUUACUUAUUAGGCCCAGGUCCUAGCACACUUUCGAAUAUACUUGUAAAGGGCUUGUUUUAUAUGCAUGCUGCUAUUGUGGGAUUUUUUAGCUAUUUUUGUCUGACUUUGCUGGUGUUUCAAGUUAAACUUAUUUCUAGCAAUAUUUCAAGUCUUGAAUAUUUUAAAGAAAUGGGAGUUAAUUUUGGGUUUAUUUUAUGCAAAGUAUACCCUAUGGUAAAAUAAAUGUAGGAAUCAAGAUAUGAUCAAGGGAUUAUACCGAAUUUUUUACAAGUUAUAGGAGAUGAUGUACUGUUUUGGCUAUUUCCGACUGAGGCAAGAAAUUAUAAAUUUGAAACGGGGUAUCCGAAACCUCCAGAUGUUUCAAGUGAAGAUAUUUUAGCACAUGGGGAGUUUUUAUUUGAAGAUUAA